GAUGCUGCUAUGGGAAAAUCUUCUGACUACCGUGCAUGUGCAUGCGCGCACACCUGAUUGGAAUGGACAUGAACAAGCACUCAAAGAAGAAUACAUUGUUUUGGUUACCUUAUGUAGUUCUAAGGAGAGUCGUUUUCUUGACCUUCAUUAUGUUAAAGUCAGCUUGUGCCAGACUUCAGAGGGCUGAUAAACUUGAAGAAUCCCAAUAGAAAAAGCCACCUCAGUGACUAACAUUCUGUUGCCCUCGCUGGUAUCAGUUACCCUUCAAUUAGCAGCUAAAAUCUGAAAUGCACAAAGUAGUAAUGGCUAUUGACAAGAAGCUUGUAAAUGAAUGGGCAGUUCUCCCAGCCUUUCAAAGAGAUCUGAUGAUUCAGCAUGGCAGCACUGCAAGUGCCAAGUAUGAGAUAAUCAGACCUGCAGAGCCGUAUGCUGCAUAGGCAGGAUUGUUUCUGGAAUGACUUUUUGGUUCUUUCUAAGCUACUUUCACCUCUUGUUGGUUGCCAGUCCUGCCUUUGGGAGCAUGAGCAUCAUUGGCUCUGGACUCUUGUUUAAAGGCACUUUGUAAAAUAAUGUAUUGUUUGCACAAAGCCUGUUUCUUAAUUAGAACUGUUAAUGGAAUAAGUAACGCCGAUUGUAAAGGGAUGUAAUGAUGGUUAUAUAGCACUUUCAUCCCAAAGGAUCCCAAAAUGCCUUUCAAGCUAUAUACAGCCACAUAUGCUCCAAACUAUGAGCAUCUCAUGAUAUUUGGGUAUCUUGUUAGUUUCCUGAAUUGACUUUUGACUAUAUUGCUAGUAACUUUUUGUGAGCACACGAUGGCGCCGUUGAAACCAGGUAGUUUUCAGGCCUAACAGUUUGCUCCAUGAAUUUGUUCAGAGCUGAGGGGAAACAUGCGUGUGUCCUGUGUGUUGAUGCUGCAUGCCUAGUGGGAGUGUCAUAACAAAUGGUUGAGGGAAUGGCAGAAGGAGGGGACGCCGGUGCUCCGCCCAUCCAUCUGUGGGUGCGACGGGUAGGCGUCUACUGUGAUGAACGCCGUAAAACAUGGCUCGUGGCUGUGGAAGAGGAGGCAGGUACCCUGAGGGCCCGGAUUCAACGAGUUCGGGUCCCCCUGGGUGAGGCACUGCGACCCAGCCAACUUCCCCCAUCGCAACUGCCUCACAUGUGGCAGCUUUCCGAGGGCGAGCAGUACAGGGAUAGUAACUCUCGCAUUUGGGAGAUACAGCACCACCUAAUGAUCGGGGGAGUUGAGGAGCUGCUGCUUAGACUCAUGCCCGGUGAUUAACCUGUUCUGUGGAUAUGCCCCAGAAGGAUCCCUG
Messenger RNA from Terrapene triunguis (Three-toed box turtle), 1313 nucleotides. RefSeq names its product mature T cell proliferation 1 (gene MTCP1). The record is from RefSeq and is a predicted model, not a curated record. NCBI's taxonomy places the organism in Eukaryota, Metazoa, Chordata, Testudines, Emydidae. The transcript has 4 exons. The coding region runs from base 941 to 1279 and encodes 112 amino acids. Gene Ontology annotation, molecular function: protein serine/threonine kinase activator activity.